Molecule: messenger RNA, 2155 nt
Organism: Hydractinia symbiolongicarpus
Lineage: Eukaryota; Metazoa; Cnidaria; Hydrozoa; Anthoathecata; Hydractiniidae
Product: dipeptidase 1-like
Exons: 7
Coding region: 544-1911 (455 amino acids)
Biological process (GO): proteolysis
Molecular function (GO): metallodipeptidase activity
Source: RefSeq, a predicted model, not a curated record
CAAAAGAGUAUGCGCAAAUUAAACGUGCGCUAAAGGAGGGUGCGCGAAUAAAAACUGCGCAAAAUUUCAAACUCGGGAGAGCGCAAAAAUUUAAUGAAAUGAAUUCCCGGCGCUAUAAUACCUCUGUUUACUUAACCACCUUUAUUUUAUGAUAAGGUAAAAGCCGGUGGUAGGAAUAUUUAAGUAAAUGUCAUAUGGUGGUUUAAGCUAUAUUUUACAAAUUGUGAAAAAGAGUGGGAAAUUUAUUUAGCUUAUGAUCUUUUACUGUAAUGUCAGACAGAAUAAUGUUUCAGACGAACUAUGUCCGAUGACAGGAUCAAUUCUCCUUACUCCACAAAUCCUAAUUGUUUCUUUACGUCUCUCUUAAUUACUCUCCUCCACACCACCACAGUACAAAAACUUGGUUCAAAUGUUUCAUUAACAACAUAAUGGUUUCAUACUGGCAUUUGAGGUGUACUGACAAGGUUUAUAGUUUAAAUAACAAGAACUUGCAACGCAAUUAACUAAAGCUUGAGAAAAGUCAAAGUUUAAACUGAUUACAAGAUGGCAGGUGCAGAAAAACUGGACAUUGAAACCAGAGAGCAAAAGACAAAACCACAAAGCUCGCUAAAGCGUAAACUGUUAAUCACUGCAAUUGUUCUUAUUAUCAUUAUAAUAAUUGUCGUCAUCAUAAUAGUUGCAGUGAAAAGUAAAGAUUCAGACGAUAAAAACGAAACAAAUAGUCGAAGCAAAAGAGCACUAGCUGUUUUAGAUGAAUACCCCUUAAUUGAUGGACAUAACGAUCUACCUUGGCAAUUACGAAUUAAUUACAAGAAUCAACUUUCCAAGGUCAAUUUAAAUGACAAGUACAUCAAGGGAUAUGAUAACAACAGAAAGUUGCAUAAUCUUCAUACCAGCAUCCCAUUAUUGAAGGAGGGAAAAGUUGGUGGACAAUUUUGGGCCGCUUACCUGUCAUGUAAAACACGUGAGAAUGAUGCAAUUCGAAAUGUUUUGGAACAAAUUGACGUCAUCAAGAGAUUUUCCAAACAGUAUAACGACACUUUUGAAUUUGUAACUACCGCUGAUGGAAUUCUCAAAGCGCACAAAGAUAAAAAAAUUGCUUCACUUAUUGGUGUUGAAAGUGGAAUGGCUAUUGAUUCAAGUUUAGCAGUGUUACGUAUGCUGUACGAACUUGGUACACGUUAUAUGACAAUCACUCACUCAUGCAACGAGCCUUGGGCUGACAAUUGGAAAGUCGAUAAUGUAAACUCCACAGAUCCAGCUCGAAGUAAUGGCCUCUCAGCUUUUGGAGAGGAAGUGAUUUUGGAGAUGAAUCGACUGGGAAUGCUGGUUGAUUUAAGUCAUGUAUCUUACCAAACUAUGAAAGUCGCCUUGCAAAUUACACGUGCACCUGUGAUAUUCAGUCACAGUGGAGUUUAUGCGGUUUGUAAUCACAACAGAAAUGUCAGGGACGACAUCUUACACGAGGUUAAAAAAAAUGGUGGCGUUGUGAUGGUAGUUUUUUAUAACGCUUAUGUAAACUGUGCACCAAAUAAGACCAACACAACAACAGUUGAAUCUGUGUUACGUCACAUCAACUAUAUAAAGAAUCUGAUUGGCUCAGAAUAUGUUGGAAUAGGAAGCGAUUAUGAUGGAGUGCCAGAUGUGCCAGAAGGGUUAGAGAACGUCUCAAAAUAUCCCAACAUUUUCAUGAAAUUAGCAGAACAAGGAUGGAGUGACACAGAAUUGAAAAACUUAGCUGGUGCUAAUUUAAUUCGUGUUUUCAAAAAAGCGGAAGAGAUUUCGAAGCAGCUUGCAAGUGAAAAACCAAAAGAAACUUUAAUGAAAGUCGAAGAGUUUUUCAACGUCAAUGGAACAUGCAGAAAAGACUGGUUGGAAGGUCGUAACGCUAGUUUAUUGGGAGGGAAAUAAUAACUUUGCGUAACGUUGGUUUUGUAUAUUAAGAGAUGUUCAACUUUCACGCAUGCACUUAAAGAAGAAGAACUUGUGCUCAGACAAGAAAAAUCCAUAGUGGAUUUGCUUACUUGUCCUACUUGAACUUACCUAUACUUCUUUUAAACACGUUGGCAUAAUUCAAUGCCUUGGUUCAUAAUGUAUUUAUAAGGUUUUUUUUUGUUGUUUUUUAUUUAUAAACUAGUUGGUAGCCCAUGGAAAA